Molecule: messenger RNA, 1735 nt
Organism: Closterium sp. Yama58-4
Lineage: Eukaryota; Viridiplantae; Streptophyta; Zygnematophyceae; Desmidiales; Closteriaceae
Source: the annotation of a GenBank genome assembly
AUGAACAACUUCUCAGGGGCCGUGCCACACUCGUUCACCAAGCUUUCCAAUAUGAUGUUCAUGUCGCUUCAAUCCAACCAACUAAGCUCAGGGCUCGAGGUGCUAGGCGAGAUGCCAUGGCUGAUAACAUUGGCUUUGCAAGGCAACAACCUCGGGGGGUCAUUCCCCGCAGUCCUGCUGAACCUCACCAACCUUAAUGAGCUGGACAUCAGCCAGAAUUCAUUUCACGGGACCAUUCCCAGUGACAUCUCUAAAAUGGAAAACCUGCACUUUUUAAAUCUAGGCCGAAACAACUUUCAUGGGGAGAUUCCAUCAGCGUUGCUGAACCUUCAAGGAAACGAGCUUUCAGGCUCCCUUCCUGACUUUUCCCUCUGGAAGGCUCCAGUCACCAUGAUGAUGCUAGGAGACAACAAUUUCACAGGGUCUAUUCCUGAGUCCAUCAGCACUCUCACCUCUGUUGCUGCCCUUUCACUGCGCAACAAUCAACUCUCUGGGAGCUUUCCUUCAUCGCUUCUAGCUUUGACCGCACUUGAGGCCAUAGACCUUGCUUCCAACAACAUCUCAGGAUCGUUGCCCUCUGCCCUUGGCGCCCUCUCCAACCUCCAUACUCUGUCUGUGUUUGGGAACCAGCUCACUGGAAAGCUCCCUUUCUCCAUAUGUGACCUCACCAACUUGCAGACCAUGUUUCUCCACAACAACUACUUUUACGGAAAAUUUCCCUCCUGCCUCUUUGAACAUUGUCUGCACCGCAUCGACAUCAGCAACAACAGCUUCUACGGCCCCAUCAACAGCAACUUUCGCAGCAUGAUUCCUGGCAAUGGUGCUCUGCUCAACAUCGCAGGCAACUUCUUCUACGGCGACCCCAUGCUCUACGCCGAUGGCUGCCAGUUCUGCCCCUCCAACGUCACCCAGUCUCAUCUCUUGGGCAGAGAAGAACUCGUUUCUCCCGGGCAAAGUCGCUGCGCACUCCGUUUCAUGCAAGGUUACAUCACGGACAUAGUCCAAGCAGCAGACAAGCAUGGCGAGGCGAGUCUGAGGCGGAACUGUUUCACGCUGAACAAGCAGAUGGAGUGCACGGCGAACGAGACGCAGCGCAGCAGCGACGAGUGCCUGGCAUUCUGCAGCAUGUCGCGGGAGCUGGGGCCGUGCGACGGGCACGGAGCGUGUGUGCCGCCGCAGGCGGGGGCAGCAGAGGCGCGCUUCACAUGUGAGUGCGACGACGGCUUCGUCCCCACCAACGGCACCCUCGGCUCCACCUGCGCCCGCCCUGCUCCGCCGCCCCCAUCAGCGCUCUCCACGGGUGCAGUGGUGGGCAUCGCUGUGGGCUCUGCUGCUGCCUUUGCUCUCCUCCUCGCUCUCGUUGUCGCGCUGCUCUGGCCCCGCCAACGCAGGAGGUGGAGCGACCUGGACGUGUGUCAGGAGUUCAGCAUGGGGGAGAUUCUGCGGGCGACAGACAACUGGGCGAGCAGCAAUGUGUUGGGGAAGGGCGGCUUCGCCACCGUCUACAAGGGCGUCUCCAGCAAGGGCGAGCUGUGGGCUGUCAAGCGCAUCGCACUCAUGUCCAACGACUUCCAGACCGAGGUGCGGGCAAUGGCGUCGCUGCGACAUCAGAACGUGGUGCGCCUGUUGGGCUUCUGCCUGCAUCAGAAUAUGGAGAGCGGCCAGCAGGAGCAGAUCCUCGUCUACGAGUUCGUGCCCAACGGGGACCUCAAGUACCACAUCCAUGACUCAAAGA